CAACGUCCUGAAGGAAAAGAGGAGGCUGUUUAUCCGCUCAGUGGGCACGGGUACAGUAAAUAGCUUGCUGGAUGAACUGUUAGAGAAAAGGGUGCUGAACCAGGAAGAGAUGGAGAAAGUAAGAGAUGAAAAUGCUACAGUUAUGGAUAAGGCCCGAGCUUUGAUUGAUGCUGUCAUUCGGAAAGGGCCCCAGGCAUGCCAAAUUUUUAUCGGUCACAUUUGUGAAGAUGACCCCCACCUUGCAGAGACACUGCGCCUAUCCUCAGGUCCACAAUCUGGAAAUUUUCUUAAAACACAAGACUCCCAAGCAGUGGUUCAUUCCUCCCCAGCUCUUCAGGCAAUGCCGGAUGACCUGGCUAAGCUUGCAUUGUCAGGGCCAAAAGUGAGCCUCAAGCUUUGUUCACCAGAAGUGGUCGAAAGGAUAUGGAAAGAAAAGUCAGCAGAGAUGUACCCAAUAAUGGGAAAGUCGAUGACCCGCACACGGCUUGCGCUCAUUAUCUGCAACACAGAGUUUGACAAUCUUUCCAGGAGAGCUGGAGCUGAAGUUGAUAUUGCAAGUAUGAAGGUGCUGCUAGAAGGUCUGGGGUACAGUGUGGAAGUGAAAGAAAAUCUCACCGCUUUGGACAUGACUACAGAGCUGAAGGCAUUUGCUGCCCGCCCAGAGCACCGGUCCUCUGACAGCACUUUCCUGGUGUUCAUGUCUCAUGGUAUUCGAGAAGGCAUUUGUGGGAAGAAAUUCUCUGAGAAAGUCCCAGAUGUAUUAGAAGUCAACACCAUCUUUCAAAUUUUUAACACCAGGAACUGUCCAAAUUUGAGGGACAAACCCAAGGUGAUCAUUAUCCAGGCCUGCCGUGGUGAGAAUCAAGGGGUAGUGUGGUUAAAAGACUCAACAGGAACUUCUGGAAAUAGCUCCUCACUGGCUCCAGACGAUUUUGAGGAUGAUGCCAUUAAGAAAGCCCAUGUAGAGAAAGAUUUUAUUGCUUUCUGCUCUUCAACACCAGAUACUGUUUCUUGGCGAAGUCCCACAACGGGCUCUGUUUUCAUUGAGAAACUCAUUGAAAAUUUGCAAGAAUAUGCCUGGUCCUGUGAUCUGGAGGAAAUUUUCCGAAAGGUCCGAUUAUCAUUUGAGUUGCCAGAUGCUAGGGCACAGAUGCCCACUGCCGAAAGAGUGACUUUGACAAGACGCUUCUACCUCUUUCCAGGAUAUUAA
Messenger RNA from Equus caballus (horse), 1210 nucleotides. It is a transcript of the gene CASP1, whose product is annotated as caspase 1. Gene Ontology annotation, biological process: proteolysis; regulation of inflammatory response; regulation of apoptotic process. Gene Ontology annotation, cellular component: AIM2 inflammasome complex; NLRP3 inflammasome complex; IPAF inflammasome complex. Lineage: Eukaryota; Metazoa; Chordata; Mammalia; Perissodactyla; Equidae. The record is from RefSeq and is marked validated. Gene Ontology annotation, molecular function: cysteine-type endopeptidase activity; caspase binding.